AUGCUGCCCUUAAGCCUUCAAAUGUUUUCCAUAUGUUUCCAGCUGCUAAUCCUUUCCUGUCAAACCCAGGGGGAGAAUCAAUCGUCUCCUAAUUUUAACCAGUACGUGAGGGACCAGGGCGCCAUAACAGACCAGCUGAGUCGGAGGCAGAUCAGGGAGUACCAGCUGUACAGCCGGACCAGUGGGAAGCAUGUCCAGGUGAAUGGCAAAAGGAUCAUUGCCACAGCUGAAGAUGGCAACAAAUUUGCAAAGCUCAUUGUUGAAACAGACACAUUUGGGAGCCGAGUUCGCAUCAAAGGAGCUGAGAGCGAAACGUACAUCUGCAUAAACAAGAAGGGGAAGCUCGUUGGCAAAAUUAAUGGUGAGAGCAAGGACUGCGUCUUCACAGAGAUCGUUCUGGAGAACAACUACACUGCUUUCCAGAACGCCCGUCACAAAGGCUGGUGCAUGGCAUUCACUCGCAAAGGCCAUCCCCGCAAGGCCUCCCGGAGCCGGCAGAACCAGCGUGAGGCACACUUCAUCAAGCGCCUCUACCAGGGCCAGUUGCCAUUCCCCAACAAUCCCCAACGGCAGAAGCAGUUUGAGUUUGUGAGUUCUUCCUCCCCAACUCGCAGGACAAAGCGCCCACACACACAAGCUUAA
This is a messenger RNA of Eublepharis macularius, 642 nucleotides long. RefSeq names its product fibroblast growth factor 17 (gene FGF17). The transcript has 5 exons. Gene Ontology annotation, molecular function: type 1 fibroblast growth factor receptor binding; growth factor activity; type 2 fibroblast growth factor receptor binding. Lineage: Eukaryota; Metazoa; Chordata; Lepidosauria; Squamata; Eublepharidae. The record is from RefSeq and is a predicted model, not a curated record. Gene Ontology annotation, cellular component: cytoplasm. Gene Ontology annotation, biological process: regulation of cell migration; positive regulation of protein phosphorylation; cell differentiation. Bases 1 to 642 code for a protein of 213 amino acids.